This is a messenger RNA of Ochlerotatus camptorhynchus, 882 nucleotides long. RefSeq lists its product as uncharacterized. The record is from RefSeq and is a predicted model, not a curated record. NCBI's taxonomy places the organism in Eukaryota, Metazoa, Arthropoda, Insecta, Diptera, Culicidae. The transcript has a single exon. The coding region runs from base 1 to 882 and encodes 293 amino acids.
AUGUCUGGUAAAAAAGCAAAAACAAAUAAGGACACAGCUGCAGCAUUGCUAGAAGCCAUUCAGCAGGAAGGAAGGGAUAGCCUUGAAAAACUAGAGAUUCAAAAUUCAUCCACGCAGACGGAGCCGGAUGAGUCUGCCGGAGGAAUCGAUAGCAUCAACACGAAUCUGAACAAAUGCUUAUUGUUGUUGUCGCAUGUAAACACAAAGGUGGAUGCGUUGGCCGCUAUGCAAUGCCAGCAAGGGAAAACAACUUCCAGCGUAAAGCUGGCUAAAAUAAAUCUGCAGCCCGUGAAAAGUUUGGCAGAUCUUGAAAGCUUGGAGGACAGUUGCCGCGAUGAGGGUUUUGUGAAGACAACGGUUGCAUCAAUUGGAGGAAUCCAUGGCCAUCACCGUUAUACAGGGAAUGGAGCAACAGUGAGCCUUCAAAUUAUUGACUAUUUUUUUAGUCGUCAUUUCCUGCUCAAAUGUUCGUGGACGGGUACUAGUCGCACUUCCGGCAAAGGUGAGACUAAGAAACAAAAAAUCCCGUUUAUGAAAUUUGACAAAACGAUCAACUUGUUCUACCAAACUGUAGUGUAUUCCGAUCCAAACUAUACGCUUUCUGAUUGCAAAAUCUUUUUACAUCGCUGCUUGAAAAAUGCAAAGCAAAGAUUCACUGAAGUGACUGGAACAAGAAAAUCAGUUUCACGAAAGCGGAGGCGAUUGGAAAAUGCUGAAGGCAGAACUGAAGAUCAUCGUUGGGAAGAAAGAAAAGAGAAUGGCAGCAGCACGGAUGAGAUAGUUGACGAAGGACCACUGGAAGAAACUGCAGAAAGUGCGUCGUGGCAGAACGAAGUUUUGGAAAAUUAUGAGGAAUUUGCCAGCGAGAUGUUUAACCCUUAA